ACAUGUGCAUAGAAAAACGCAUGUUCAGUACGAAGGUUUGGGCAUGGGAGAUCCGAUCAAAACACAAGCGAAGAUAACGGACAGUAACACAGCGACGUCGUACACUGGACCGGAGAAAACAUUUACAAUCAACAUGGCACCCAGCAAGAGUAAGCACGCUGGAGGAGGAAAGAAUAAUGUAUAUCUGACCGAGAAACAUCUGCUAGGAUUUGACAAAUACAAGUAUAGUGCGGUUGAUACCUCACCAGUAUCUAUCUACAUUAUGCAUCCGUUUUGGAACGCUGUUGUUAAGAUGUUUCCCGAGUGGGUAGCACCGAACCUGUUGACCUUUGUGGGUUUUCUCAUCUUAGUCCUGAGCUUCAUCAUAUUGUCCAUUGUCGACUGGUCAUACAAAGCGUCCAGUCGCCUCCAUCCUCAGUAUGAAACCAUCCCCAAUGUUUUGUUCCUACUGCUAGGUAUCGGACAAUUCGUGGCACACACCCUAGAUGGCAUAGACGGCAAGCAGGCAAGACGUACUAAUUCUAGCACCCCACUAGGCGAGCUCUUCGACCAUGGGAGUGACAGCAUUAUCGCAUGCCUCCUCCCUAUGGGUGUCUACUCAAUAUUCGGACGAAGCGGAGAUGAUUUCGGUGCCAACGUGUGGGUGUUGUAUUUGAUAGUUUGUGUCGUCAUGGCCACUUUUUAUAUAUCACAUUGGGAGAAGUAUCUGACCGGAGUCAUGUUUCUACCGUGGGUCUACGAUGUCAGCCAGUUGACGUUGGCCCUCCUGUAUGUAGUUACAUCUAUCUUGGGUUAUGAGAUCUGGAAAGGAAGUCAUAUCUUUGGUUUUGAGUUCAGGUAUCUCUUCACAUUAACUGUAAUAGGUGGCUCUAUACUUAGCUCUAUACCAACCACAGUCUGGAAUGUCUACUUAUCCUACAGAGAUGGAACUGGGAAGAAUCGAUCUUUGUACGCAGCCCUCGAGCCAGCAAUCUCUCCUACCAUUUUAUUAGGGACAUUGACUCUAUGGGCAGCACUGUCACCAAUAGCUAUUCUACAGAGAGAACCGAGAUUGUUUUGCUUGACUGUUGGCAUCACAAUGUCCAAUAUAUGUUGUCGGCUGAUCAUCAGUCAAAUGACGGACACCAAAGCAGAGACAUUGAACUGGCUGUUAUCACCCGUGGUUGGAGUGGCAGUAGUUAGUCUCGGCUUCGGCAUCGGUGAAACGGAAGUUCAUCUUUUAUAUGGUCUCACUGCUCUUGUUGUCUUGGCACAUGUUCACUUCGGAGUUAAUGUGGUGUCGGAGUUGGCAGAUCAUUUUAACAUUCAUGUGUUCUCGCUGGUGAAGCGUGCUCCAAAGUCUUCAAGAAUGACCAAUGGUGCCAAAAAAUAAGGGUGUGUAGAGCACGUAAGAAAACUUCGGACAAUACAACAACAGUUUGAACAUCAAGGGUUGGUACUUGCCUAAUGGAUUUUGUUAAUUUUUAACAGAGUAAGCCUGGGUGACUAGUGUCAUAGUCGCGACUAUUGAUUGCUCAGUCGAGUU
Messenger RNA from Asterias rubens (European starfish), 1525 nucleotides. Its product is annotated as ethanolaminephosphotransferase 1-like. Gene Ontology annotation, cellular component: Golgi apparatus; endoplasmic reticulum membrane. Gene Ontology annotation, molecular function: ethanolaminephosphotransferase activity. Gene Ontology annotation, biological process: phosphatidylethanolamine biosynthetic process. The coding region runs from base 44 to 1372 and encodes 442 amino acids. Lineage: Eukaryota; Metazoa; Echinodermata; Asteroidea; Forcipulatida; Asteriidae. The record is from RefSeq and is a predicted model, not a curated record. The transcript is spliced from 9 exons.